Messenger RNA from Penicillium angulare, 735 nucleotides. Its product is annotated as alpha/beta hydrolase. Lineage: Eukaryota; Fungi; Ascomycota; Eurotiomycetes; Eurotiales; Aspergillaceae. The coding region runs from base 1 to 735 and encodes 244 amino acids. The transcript is spliced from 3 exons. The record is from RefSeq and is a predicted model, not a curated record.
AUGUCAAACCCCUUCUUCAUCCUAAUAUCCGGCGCAUGGCACACAUCAGAAACAUUCAAGAAACUACAUACCGGAGUCAUCUCGAAACCAUCUGUCGGUGGAUCUUCCGAAAAAGGCCUUCACGCCGAUAUCCAACAUACAAAGUCCAUUAUUGAGAAGCUAUUUCUUGCCGGCAAGAAAGUAGUUGCUGUCAACCAUUCCUACGCUGGGCUGGUAGAUGCCAGCGCAGUCGAGGGACUGGGCUAUAAGCAGCGUGCGAGGAGAGGAGAAUCAGGCGGCGUGAUUAUGGUUGUUUGGAUGGGAUCUUUUGUUACGCCGAAGGGAAAGUCAUUGUUUAAUUUACUUGGGGGUCGAUGGACAGAGCGGAUAAAGCCGAACUAUGAGACGGGAUACUGUCAUUCAUGUCAGGCAGAGAAGAUGUUCUACAAUGAUUUGUCUAUUGAGGAGGCUCAGAUGUGGAUCUCGAAGCUAGAAUCGCAGACUUUGAAGACGUUUUUGGAACCGGCGCUUUAUGAGCCGUGGAGGGAUGUACCGAGUGUGUAUAUUUUUUGUGAGCAGGAUGGGGCAAUAGAGAUUGGAACUCAGGAGAAGUAUCCGAGGACGUUGGGGGAUCCUGUUGCUUAUCGGAUUGAUGCUUCGCAUUCUCCGUUUUUGAGUAGACCUGAUGAGGUGGUGAACGCACUUGAGAUUGCGAGUAGGGAGGGACAGGUGAAGAGUGAGAUCACGAUGGACUAG